AGAUUAAUUAAUAUAAUAUUAUUAGCUCAGGUUACCUAAUGAAUGUUGAUGAAUGUAGCUUUAUUGUAAAGUUUUAUUGUAAACAUUCAUAUUAUUAAUAUUCAUAUUUCAUUUACUUAAAUUAAUAUUACUAAUCUCUUUAUUCAUUCAAUCAAAUUCAGUCAAAAACGCAAGUGCAAAUAUUAUGAGAUACUGGUUCUAGAGUGUCCGGAGGCAACACAUGAUUUUCAACGUUUAUGACUGGUGCGGUAAGGUAUGUUGGUUCACCUUUUUACAUCUCUUUUGUAUGCAAAGUAAUGCCAAAUUUCACUUCUACCACCCUCUUUAUUAAUUAAAAAAAAAAUAUAUAUAUAUAUCUUUUAGUAGCUGAAAGUAAUGGUGCGAUGCGUUAUACAUUCAAGAGGUGGCUUCAGUCUGUUGCAGAAAAGCAGAGGCUGACAAUCACACAAGCGAAACUGGGCAGAAAUAUUUGCUUACUAUCAAGGUGUAAAUUAUGGGGAGUUUAAUGUGUCUUCAUGAAUAUGUAUCUUCAUAUUUACUUGACAGACUGAUAUCUAUCUAUCUUCAUAUUUACUGACUGAUUUUUAAAGUGUCAUUUGGCCGCCACUAAAAUGGGUCAUACCAUUGCAAUUACCUGAGCAGUUGAAAUACACUAGAAAACCUUGCUCCUUAGAGAACACACAUAGAUGGAGCAAGAACAAUGUAAGUGUAGGCUAUAAAAUACAUAUGCAUAGUUCUGUUGAAACUUUGCCCUGGCUUGCUGUUAAGGCUGUUAAACAGAAUGUACGUGGCAAACUAUCUGCUUAAAUAGCAACACUGAAAUAAGAAUGCACUGUUUAUCAUUCAGUUGGGGGCCAUUCACACAGAACAUGUUCACUUUCAAGUUCGGUUCUCUCGACAUUGCAUCAGUAGCUGACGCCAUGGGGAAACACCUUUUCUGUGUGAAUAAUGAAGCCCUAUGAAAUCUUGCAGGUGAGAAUUCGCCUGCCAAUGGAGUGCAAGCGUGCAAAAUACAUUCUCCUUCAGACAGCUACACUGUCAUCAAGAAGCCAUCUGCAGCUUGCCGUUGAGGUACGCUCGCCAGAGGACUGUGCCUGGAUUGCCGCUGCCCUGUAGCAUUCCAACGCUAGACUACCAGGACAUUAUGUACCCUGCAUGGACAUUCUGGGAGGGAGGUCCUGCUGUAUGGCCAAUCUACCCCACUGGACUGGGCCGAUGGGAUCUCAUGAGGGAUGACCUGAAAAAAUCAGCUGCACGAUGGCCCUGGAAGAAGAAAAGCCCAAAAGGAUUCUUUAGAGGCUCUAGGACCAGUUCAGAGAGGGACCCUCUGAUCCUUCUCUCAAGAGAAGCCCCUGACCUUGUGGAUGCAGAGUACACCAAGAAUCAGGCCUGGAAGUCAGAGAAGGACACUCUGGGUAGGUCCCCAGCAAAGGAAAUUCCCCUAGUUGAACACUGUGAAUACAAAUACCUCUUUAACUUCAGAGGUGUUGCUGCUAGUUUCCGUUUGAAGCAUCUGUUCUUGUGUGGCUCACUGGUUUUUCACGUCGGGGAGGAGUGGCUUGAGUUCUUCUACUCUCAGCUCAAGCCCUGGGUUCACUACAUCCCUGUCAAACAGGACUUGUCUGACCUCAGAGAGCUGCUUCAGUUUGUGAAAGAAAAUGAUGCCGUGGCAGAAGAAAUUGCUGUCAGGGGCCAGACCUUUAUUCUGGAACAUCUCCGUAUGGAGGAUGUGUCUUGUUACUGGGAGAGAUUGCUCACCGACUUCAGCAAGCUGCUCAAAUACAAACCUAAGAGAAAAUCAAACUACAAUCAGAUCAUCCACGGAGCCAGCCGAUCUGAACUCUGACUUGAAGAAAUGAUAAUGGGGAGAUAAUUCUUCUUUUCUUUGCCUUUAUUCUUGCUCUUCAUUCUUUUGAACAUCACAAUUGCUCUUUAAACUGGUCUUAAUAGCUGAAAAGAGCAUUUCAAGGCAGCUCCAUGUAGUUAAGCUGGUGAAUCCUGCCAAAUGUCUCUCAGACUAUCUAUAUUGCUCUAAAGGUUAAGACUCAAGGAAGGUUUUAAAAUCAAUUAAAUGUGCUUUAAGCUACCAUAUAUAUAUAUAUAUAUAUAAUGACCUGUCCAGACCCUUAUUCUUUGGAUGUCAGCAAUAUUACACAUCUGAAAUAGCUGAAAUACACAUUCUUCAUAGCAUUCAGCAGUCUCAAAACAAAUUCUUAAGGUCGUACAUAGUCAGUUUGAGGUAUGUAGUGAAGCCUGUAAAGCUACAACACUGUAAAAGUAAUUUAUUGUGAAACAACAGUAUAACAUACAACAGCCUGCCAAAAAAAAAAGUUUCUUAAAAAUGAAAUGUUUCAUCAUGGCCUUGAUGGAAGUUGUUGGGGUUGUUUUCCCUUAUAAUCAAAGUGACUCAAUAGCGACUCUUCUGUCAGAUGUUUUGUUAGUUUGUAGAAAUUUUUCCAUUGCAGAUUUAUGGGGUUACUUUAGAUAAUGGUAACAGUGGUAACAAUCGCCUACCAUCAUUUUUAGAGGUAGCAUGAAGGACCAUUUAAAAAGUCAAAACUGGAGCCAGUUCAAAGCAUCCUGUAACAUAAGACCACUUUCAUUACAUUUGAUACAUGAAACAAUGUCAAUAGAUUACUUUGAUCCAGUGCAGAAUGUCUUUUUUGCAGUGAAAUGGAAUCUCUGGGUCCAGACUACUAGUAUUUUUGGAUUAACUGAUACCAAGUUUUCUAAUAAUUCUUUAUAGGAAUGUAACAUGUCUUCUAUGUCACUAUCAAUACAGUAAUACCUGCAAAGCCUCAGUACAACAGUAUUAGAAGUAUUGAGAUGAUAAUCUGAUUCAACACUUAAGUGCUAAUAGAGAAACAUUUGAAUGUAACACAGUUUUACAAAAUACAGUCAAACUGAUACUGAGGUGUUGAAUAUGCUUGAGUAUUCCUGUAGAUAAUUGUCUUGUCUGUCUGUCUGUCUGUCUGUAUUGAAAUUGUUUUCAGUCAUUUUUGUAUAUUACCCAGAUCUAGUGUGGAAAAGACCAAAAGUCAAACUUGUCAGUUGUGUCAGUAAAGGUAAUCAUCACCAAUAAAAGUUUUUUAAACCAUGGUGGAAAAAAAGAAAAUAAUAAUAAUAAAAAAUAGACAAUAUAAAGGAA
Molecule: messenger RNA, 3148 nt
Organism: Ctenopharyngodon idella (grass carp)
Lineage: Eukaryota; Metazoa; Chordata; Actinopteri; Cypriniformes; Xenocyprididae
Gene: poglut1
Product: protein O-glucosyltransferase 1
Exons: 8
Coding region: 1145-1846 (233 amino acids)
Biological process (GO): protein O-linked glycosylation; positive regulation of Notch signaling pathway
Cellular component (GO): endomembrane system
Molecular function (GO): UDP-glucosyltransferase activity; UDP-xylosyltransferase activity
Source: RefSeq, a predicted model, not a curated record